AUGUGCAAGUGGUGUCGGCUUAGGGAACCCACUUGGAGAUGUGAUGAUUGCUUCGGAUUUCUGGAGGGUUGUCAGGAGUGCUUUCGAUCAGCUCAUCAACAUAUGCCUUUCCACAAUGUCCGUACUUGGACAGGCACAUACUAUGAACCUUCAUUCCUCUCGAAAUGUGGUCUAGUAACUCAAUUGGGACAUGGAGGCAGGACAUGUCCAGCACCGAAGAAAUCUUCAGAAUCAGACAAGCUGUCUUCCGUCUUUGAACGACUCUCCAUUCGAAUUGGGCUUCAGAAGGCAUUCACCCACAAACACACUGAUCACGACGGAAACUCCAUCCUUACCAUUGUCGAUACAAACGGAUUGCAUCAAGUAGCAGUAAAUUGGUGUGGUUGCGACAAGAAAGCCGACGAGGACAUCCAGCUGCUUGAGCACGGAAUGUACCCGGCCAGUCAAAAAACGCCCCGGACGGCCUUCACAUUCCAGGCGUUGGAUGACUAUUUACUACAGAAUCGAGAGUGCAAAGUCCCUGCAAACAGCUAUAUCGCACAGCUCCGGCGGAAGACGAUGGAUUCGAUGCCGCAAGAAGUACCGGUCCGAUAUGUUGAGCUAAACAGGUGCUCUCGUCAAUGGCGACUCUUGAAGGGGCUAUUAGCGCACGGAGAGGGAAUGAACAGAGGCACUGACAGCGGGCAAGGAUCUCUUGCUACUGUCUGCCCUGGCUGUCCGCGUCCGCAGGUCAACAUGCCCGAGGGGUGGGAGGCCGAUCCCCAUAAAUGGAAACACGGGGCCACAUUGUGCAUGGAUGGGAACUUCAAGGCAGAUCACCUUCGCAUGCGGAAAGAAGCCAACGAUGUUCCUCUGACAGACGGAGCUGCAUACAUGACGGAGAGUAAGGCCUAUGAAAAACAUCUCGACACGUAUCCAGCCAACGCAGAGAUUUCAACUUGCAAUGCACACCGCGCCAUCACUCAGGCCAAUCAAACCCGCGGAGUACAUAAGGACGUGACCGGAAUUGUAGUGGUUGCUUGCGCUAGACAUGGGUUUUUCAUUCCUGGGAGUGCAGUGAGUCUUCAGAAGGGGGAGGCGUUUGCGAACACGGAUUGGGCCCUGUGGAUGGCCCUUCUCUGGUAUUCCGGUCUCCUGAAUGUCCUUGUUCUCUAUGAUGUCUGGUGCAUCUUUGUGAUCCACCUGUUGUCUCGCUUUGCCAAAAGCAAGUUCAUGAACUUGCCCUUGAAUAUGGCGAUCAUGGGCGGGAUCGGGCAGUUCCAUGUGCACGGACACAAGGAUGCUUGUGUGGCAAGAUGGUCUCUGUUGUAUAUUGUUGGUGCUGGGAACGUUGAUGGAGAGAUCUUGGAGACGCUAUGGGCAGCACUGAAUGAAAUCUCACGGAGCACGCGAUCAAUGUCAACAUUGCAUCGGAAAGAGGUUUUGGACAAUCAUAUGGACGAUUCUAACUGGAAGAAACUGACCAAGAUUGCACUAUCUCUGGCAGAGAAGUGGAAGAGAGCCGUCGUCAAGUUCCCGGAUGCACAGAAAGCCUUCCUAGACCUGAGUGCCGUCGCCGGACCAGAUCAAGUUGCAACCUGGAUGGAGCAGCUUGACAAAGCACAAGCAGAGCGUGCCAGCAAUCCGGCUGCAAUGGAAAUUCUGAACAUCAAGGUGGAGGACAUGCCCACACAGGCCGACAUCCAGACCGAGUUGUCCGAGGAGGUACCACGGCGUCCGGGACAACUAUCGACAGUGGAAUGGUUGUCGGACGGAUUGGAUAUACAUGCUGAACAGUGCGUCAAACACUGGCGAUGCUUAUGUGCUAAAAGGCUAACCAGAAGCUAA
This is a messenger RNA of Coniophora puteana RWD-64-598 SS2, 1827 nucleotides long. RefSeq lists its product as uncharacterized. The coding region runs from base 1 to 1827 and encodes 608 amino acids. The transcript is spliced from 7 exons. The record is from RefSeq and is a predicted model, not a curated record. Lineage: Eukaryota; Fungi; Basidiomycota; Agaricomycetes; Boletales; Coniophoraceae.